Grosmannia clavigera kw1407 is the source of this 450-nucleotide messenger RNA. RefSeq lists its product as uncharacterized. The record is from RefSeq and is a predicted model, not a curated record. NCBI's taxonomy places the organism in Eukaryota, Fungi, Ascomycota, Sordariomycetes, Ophiostomatales, Ophiostomataceae. The transcript has 3 exons. The coding region runs from base 1 to 450 and encodes 149 amino acids.
AUGAUCAGCGCUCUCGAUGCCAUGGCUCCGCUCCUCUUCGUCGAGACACACGUCGCGCAGGUGAGGUACGACGUACUUCCACCUCCGGCAGUCGGCAGGGAGGAGGAGGAAAAGACCUGGCGCCCUGCGUCCCGCCCUGCGCAAGUGCGACUAGUCGGACCCCUGUCGUACCUCGAUGAGCAAGUAUCGUGUACCUCGAGCUCGACCCGUCCCCAAACGCUCGAUUACGGCCAGAACGGCCUCAGCAUGCAGGCCGCUGUGUACGAGUACAAGUAUCUUACAGCGGAUGGGCGGAGGGUGGAAAUGCAUCCACCGUCCGUGUGUACUCGUAUCUACAUGUACGAGCGCGAUACGUGGAUUCUCAUCGCCCCGACACGAUCCAGGCACGGCAUGCUGUUUGCGAGAGUGGCUUGCUACAUACUCACAAAGGUCAUCGAUACGCCGUUCUGA